CAGUGGGUUAGCCCCUUUCUCUCUGCUCCUUACCAUUCUUUGCCCCCCCUCCCGUUUUGCAUGUCUUCAGAAUUCCAGUAAGGUCUAAAUUUCUGAACCCUUGACUUCAAUUUUGGAUGUAAACUGCAAGAGUCAAGGGAAACAUACCAAAACGGGGAGUAUAGCAACAGUAUUUUAAGCAAUCUUUCAUUUUAUCCUCUUGGGGGGGGGGGGCUUUUCAGUGUAUUUUUAGAACUGCUGUGAUCCAGCUCAGCACAACUGUUCCAUGCUGCCGGAUUUGAACGUCGCCCUCGUUCAAUCAAGCGGGACAAAAAGCGAUUUUAAAAAGGAGUUACAUGCUGGUUUCCCUGGCAGCGCAGCAUUUCCAGGACCUCUGAAGGACCAAAACGUAUCUGCGAACAUUCAACAAACUCAAAAAGCAAGUCUGUCUCCAGCUCUCUUCAACAAUGAGCAGUCAGACCAGUGGUGGAGAGGCUGGCCCUCCGUCUCGGUUCAAUCAAAAGACGUUUUUGGAUGAUGUCAUUUUAACCUUCAGUUCACCCAUGGCCUGGCUGCUGGUUGUGGCCCUGGUCCUCACAUGGUCAGGAGUGGCCAUCGUACUGUUUGAUCUGCUCGAUUAUAAGACUCUGACAGACUACACAUCAUACUGUGACGACCCCGUGUGUUUAUCACCUGGUCUCCCUCCACCUGCUGCCAUCGCCAAGAGAGGUUUGAAGGCUCGAGCUGCGCUUCGUGCACUAAAACCAAGGCCAGCUGGAGUCCACAGUGACAUCACACCUCAGGAAAGCGCUGAUUGGAUGGAGAUGCUAUGGUCCUUAGCAGCAAGUUUGGUAGCUCCUGAUGACGAAGAGGAAGGUAUUCAUCAGCUAACUGAAACCCUCACAUCUUUCAGCUCUGAGGAACUCUGAGGGAGAGGAGGUGGAAGAACAACAUGCUACGAUAAGCAUCCAAAAAGAAGAUGUUGGAAACUGGAAGGAGAUGGAGGAGGAUUAUGCAAAUCAUAUCAUCAUAUCAUUUAUUUUUUUUGUAGCUGUACAAACAGCUGUAAUCUCACCAUUAAAGACCCUUACUUAAAAA
This is a messenger RNA of Girardinichthys multiradiatus, 1077 nucleotides long. Its product is annotated as triadin-like. NCBI's taxonomy places the organism in Eukaryota, Metazoa, Chordata, Actinopteri, Cyprinodontiformes, Goodeidae. Bases 447 to 908 code for a protein of 153 amino acids. The transcript has 6 exons. Gene Ontology annotation, molecular function: signaling receptor binding. Gene Ontology annotation, cellular component: membrane; sarcoplasmic reticulum. The record is from RefSeq and is a predicted model, not a curated record.